AUGAUAAAUUUCCCUAGUGUAACUUAUUUGAAUGUGAACACAAUAAACUGUUUUGCUGCUUUCAACACUUGCAACCGUUUGAGUGUCGGCAAAACAUUUCUCCAUGACAAAGGAAAAGGUAGCAAUCGUUAUACAUCAUUUAAGAAGGUGGAGAUCAAACAAGAAGAGUUGAAAGGCUUAAUGUUUUCUUUUAUACAAAAUGAAGAUUUUUAA
This is a messenger RNA of Clunio marinus, 213 nucleotides long. The record is from the annotation of a GenBank genome assembly. NCBI's taxonomy places the organism in Eukaryota, Metazoa, Arthropoda, Insecta, Diptera, Chironomidae.